Xyrichtys novacula (pearly razorfish) is the source of this 7058-nucleotide messenger RNA. NCBI's taxonomy places the organism in Eukaryota, Metazoa, Chordata, Actinopteri, Labriformes, Labridae. The record is from the annotation of a GenBank genome assembly.
AGUUUUUGAGGACUAUGGGGUGGCCAGACAAUCACGCAGCCGCAGGUAAGAUCGUGAGAUCAGCCUGCAGAUUGGUCACACCUGGGCCUGAUCUGGACCCCGUGGGAGGAGAGCUGUGCUCACUCACAGCACCUAACUUCAUAUACGACGUGAUUGUCAUUCCCUCUGAAAGAUACUGCAAUGCCCAUCCCCUCAGGAGACAGGUAAAUCUCACCUGACGUUAUCUGUGAGUACAGAGUGUGAGCAUCUCCUCUGAGGAUCAUUUUUCUCUCCGGGGUCAACAAGUGUGAUCGUACCAUUAUGAGAGCGCCGCCGUUGCAGCGCAUGGUCCUUACGCUGGGGAGUAUUGGGCUCCUAAUUUACAUUGGCGUGUUUCUAAAGGGUGGACAUGAGCAGUUAGUGGGGACUGGAAAUGACCUAGACGCAUCACGCGGGAUGGAGGCUAUUUCUGACCUAGAGAAGAUCGUCAAUGGUAUCUGUGAGUAUCUUUCUGUUGUCUCGUUUCGUGGUUUUGUCUGGCUUGUUUGAGGGUGAAUUUGGCAUUUUCUCCCACUGCUAAUUAUGUGAAAAUAUGAAUGUAUUUCAUAGCUUUUGCACUUAAAAUAAGAGGAUUGACACACUCAAUACUUUAUAUUUUCAUAUUUUAGAAAAUUUUUAAUUGGUGCUUUUUUUCUGGGUAGAGAGAAGCCUUUGUUAAGUAAUUUUUGUGGAUUUUAGAUGAAACCAUAUCUUUACAUUAGUUACUGUUCCCAGCCUACAGCUCAAUAUUGCAGAAAGUGAUCAUGCCUCUGCCUCAAUUCUUUCAAGACAAAGUACUCAGUGCUUUGGAAAAAAAACAGGAUUCCAUGCAGAAACUACUGGAAGAGGACAGGGACAUUCACAGAAAGUCUUCAGAGGCCAAAGAGCUACCAGUCAAAAAACUGCCAGAGCAGAAAGAGCAAAGUGACACAGAAAUCAAGGACCAGAAAGAGGCUCAAAAAGAUAAAAAAUCUAAAAAGCUCUUCCCUGAGUCCGCCCUAUUCAAGGAAUGGGGAGCCAAUCUGUCUGAGGACGACCAAAGAGAGGCACAGAGUUUGUUUGUGAAGUACGGGUACAAUGUUUUUCUCAGUGACCGUCUUCCUUUGGAUCGAGCACUACCAGACACCAGAGAUCCAAGGUACACAUUAAAUCUCUUUUUUUUCACUCAUGUCAGACUGCCAUUACUUGUUCUGCACAGAGAAACAUCAUGAAACUCAUUCCAUGAUGACUCCUCCUACUGCACAUAAAUGAUACAAAAAGUCAAUGUUCCUACUUAAAAAUGCAGGAUUUCUCAACAGGUGUAAGAAUAAGAUAUAUCCAAAGGAUCUGCCGAGUCUCGCAGUCGUGCUGAUUUACCUGGAUGAAGCUUUAUCUAUUCUAAAGAGAGCCCUGCGCAGCAUCAUCGACCGAACCCCCAAAGAGCUGCUUAAGGAGAUAAUAAUGGUGGAUGACAACAGCUCUAAUGGUAGGAUGGUUACACACACACACACACACACACACACACACACGCACAUAGACAGACAUAAAGAAUACCGCACAGACAUAUGGUAUCUAUAGGGUGGAAACAGGAUGAACUUGUCUUAACAUGCAAUUACCAAUGUUCCAAAUAAAGGUUUUAUUUAAGUCUCUGACUACGCAAUCAUACAUUGACUGGAGGCUUAGUAAGAGAGCUUACCUUAUUACCCAACUGUUUCCUAGUGUGAUUUUACACAUUUAAAAACACUGUUGGCAAUUUGAUUUCAUCAUAUUGAAUACUACAUGUCCCCAACCUCCCAUGGGAUGUGUACAAAGUCCUUCCAGAUGUGAGAGUUGGAGACUUCACAGACAGGGGCCUCCACCAGACAUCCUCAGUUCACUCUCAUUACAUGUUUGGGUUUGCCAGGUCUGUCUGACAGCCUCCCCUGCUGUCUGAUCCAACUCACUACCAAGUGGUGCUCAGUUGACAGUUAUUUGGUGCACUCAACAGUCAGAGUCUUUCCCUUUGCAACCCAAAGUUGCAAGGAGGUGACUCUCUCGUUCCCCAUGGAAAACUCCAACUCUGAGCUUUUGAGCUAAGAUUGCGGGCUAGAACCCGUACCCAAACCUCAGCUCCUUCCAAAAGUACAACAUGUCUUCUUCUGCAUGUGAAAUUUGCCUUAACUGAAAUCGCUCUUCUGUCUUUUUUUUUUUUUUUUUAAUCCAGAGGAUCUAAAAGAAGAUCUGGACUUAUAUGUGAAGUCACUGAUGCAGCAGAACCCGGGUCUCAAUUUUAUAAGAGUUCGGCACACAGAGCAGAAAGGCCUCGCUUUUGCCAGGGCUUCAGGGUGGAGAGCGGCAACUGCUGACGUGGUGGCCAUCCUGGACGCGCACAUCGAAGUGCAUCAGAUGUGGUAAGACUGGUGAAAAUGUCUCUACUGUACUCUACUGCACCUUGACGUUUUAGUUUAGAGUUCAGUUAUAGUUUAAUGAACAAUAAGUGGUUAGGCCUUAGAUGCUGCAAGAAUAUUUGUUGCCUCGGGCUGGAUAGUUUUUUAGGACCGCCCUGUAGAGACAAUUAGGUAUUUUUGCAGCCAUCAUCUACUUCCAGCACAACCACAACCUGAGAAAACUCCACUUAAUGAUGGAUUAAAGCUCUUGCACAAGUUGAGGCAAGGGAGGUAUAGAUGGCUUAAGCUCUUGCACAAGAGAAGGCAUGGGAGGUGCAAUAACAGUUAGUCACCAACAAGUCUCCUUCUGCACCAGCUGCUCUGUGGCAGUUGUAAAAAGUGGUAAAUAGCAGAAUUUUUCUUCUCUUGACUAAAACAACCUGUGGUACUGAUGAUGCACAGCUGUCUCAACACAUUUAAGUUUGUAGGAAACCCCACAUUUAAAAACUAUUUCAGAGCCUUUCAGUGUCUAUUAGAAUUAGACAGAUGAAAAUCUUUGCCACCCACAACCCCAUUUCAAAAAAGUUGUGACACUGUGGAAAAAGUUGAUUUGAAAACCAGAUUUUAUUUUUCACAAAUCAUUUCAACAUCGUCCAAAAAAAGUGCAAGACAACAUAACAUGUCAAUGCUGAAAAUUCUCAUUUUGAAUCUUAAUGUCUGCAAACACGUUACAAAAAUUUGGGACAGGAACACCAAAACAUAAAAAGAGUUGGAGAGAUGUACCAGAGUGCUUUGGAGCAACAUAGGCUGCCACCCAGACAAUGACCAUCAUAUUUCAGCAAGACCAUGACAAACUGCAUUUUUUUUUCACAGCCUUUUUAGAAUUUGAGUUCUAGGUCACUUUGGACAGAGGUUCCUGCUAGAUGAAAUUUUUCCCAUGCAGACUCACAUGAAGCCCUUCUUUGGUUCAAGGAUGUAUGUUGUGGUUGAACUUGUUCAUUUCUUCCCCUCACUCAGGGUUGAACCUAUGCUGACUCAGAUCAAAAAGGAUCGAACAGUGGUGGUGUCUCCUGUGUUUGACCGAGUGAACUUCGAUGACCUCAAGGUGAUCCAGUACCUUCCAGCAGCGCAUGCCUUUGACUGGGCUUUAUGGUGUAUGUAUGAGGGGUUUUCUCCUGACUAUAUCAAACUCAACGACACCUCGCUACCUGGAAAGUAAGUUGGGAUCACUCUGAUUGCACUACAUGUUUGGACUAUGGAUACUAAGAGUACCUUGUUUUGACUUCAGGAGUCCAUCUGUCAUGGGCAUUUUAGUAGCCGAUCGGAAGUACCUUGGAGAAAUCGGAGUUCUUGAUGAGGGGAUGAAAGUUUACGGUGGAGAAAAUGUCGAGCUGGGGAUCCGUGUGAGUAAGCCUCACCUUUCCAACAUGAAACUUACACGUGAUGGCGCAAGCCUUAGCAAUAACAAGCUCACAGUUUCUGGUUUUAGUGUAAUUUUCUCUCCCACUUUGGAACUCACAAGUCCCGCAGCAAAACCCCACCAGUCUUGGAAAAAAACUGAACCAUGGUCUGGUUCAUGCCCAGUGUAAAAGCAUUAUUUUGUCUGCUUUUCUUCCACUUUUUUUAGGUGUGGACAUGUGGAGGCAGUGUUGAAGUAGUCCCGUGCUCAAAGAUCGCACACAUUGAAAGAGCCCACAAGCCCUACAUGCCUGACCUGAGUAUGGCCAUGAAGAGGAAUGCCCUGAGAGUUGCAGAGGUCUGGAUGGAUGAAUAUAAGCACAAUGUUAACUUGGCAUGGAAUUUACCAUUUGAGGUACUUUGCACUCUAAACCUUUUUAUGGCGUACUGCAUGCACCUAAUCUCUUAAACUCACAAGAGCUUACAAGUUUUAGUUUAAGGAGUAAAAUUUUGGGGGUAUUCUCACUGUCCCUCAUCUGUUAAACUACCAUGAAGCAUUGUAAUUCUGUCUAUUACAACAUCCCAAAUAAACCUUUACAUGUAUUUUUUAAAGAAUCAUGGAAUCGACAUUGGGGAUGUCUCGGAGAGGAAAAAACUCAGAGAAAGGUUGAAAUGCAAACCUUUCAAAUGGUACCUGGAAAAUGUGUAUCCCAAGUUAGACUUCUGGGAUGACCUACUCGCCUACGGAGGAGUAAGCUUAAUUCUUUUUUUUUUUUCUCCCUACACUAGGAGACCAGCCUGCAGAUUAAAAUUUUAUUCCACAAAUGUGAGACCUUGUCUUAAAACAGCUGUUAAAGGUCUUUGUUUUAAAAUGUUCAUUUAGAAUUAAAAGAAAGGAAUAAGUGGUUAAGUGACGAUAUGAUACACACAGUAAAAUAUAGUAACUUUAUUGCAGACUGAAGUCUCUGUGGAAAGUACAAACACGCACACAUCCACAUUAUAAACACAUUUAUCCCCAUUGUGCUGCAUGAUUACAAACUCUGACGAAGCUCAGUCCCCCCCGAUUAUGUCAGUCAAAGAUGCCAAUCAUGCUUUAUACUGAACUUGACUAACUGGACAGAUUGUGCCCCCUACUGAGUACAGGAUAUACCAUCUGAAACAGAACAAUCCACCAUGUAUCAGCUCAUUUCCCUCAUAAAUCAUCUGUGUUUUAACUGAAUCAGAAAACUUUCACACACAAAAUCACAAACUCCUUACAGAUGAAAAAUCUUGAUGCUGAAAUGUGCAUUGACCAAGGCCCUGUUCCAGGACACACACCCAUCGCCUACCCUUGCUUCUACUAUGGACCCCAAGUACGUUAAAUGAUCCAUUAUCAGGCUUUUAAAAGUAACAACUGAAAGUCAAAAACAUUGUGUGGACAUUGAGAAAAGCCAAAGAUGGCAAUAUUCUGUUGUUGAACUUUUUCUCAUUUUUAGCACACGUUCUUUCGCAAGACUGGUGAACUCUACAUUGGUGGCAUGAAGUCCCACAAGUACAAUGAUAACCGGUGUUUAACAGACACCGGCAACAAAGAAUCGGAGCCUGGUUUGUACAACUGCAGAGAGGCGAUGCAGAAAGGGAUGGGGAUUUACUGGGACUUCACACAGGUACUGCAGAAUAAACUAUUAUCAAAAUGACGUGAGAUAGUUAAAGAGGAGACAGAACAUAGAGAAUCCUGGUCUAUGUAGAAGAAUAUACAGUUGAAACUGGAAGUUUACAUACACUAUAUAAAAAGGCACAUAACCUUUUUUUCCUCACUGUCUUACAUUAAAUCAGAUUAAACUUUUCCUGGUUUUGGUCGAUUAGGAUUUCCAAAAUUAUUUUUAUAUGCUAAAUGCCAGAAUAAUGAGAGAGAGAAUUUUUUUAGACAAUUUUUUAGUACUUUCUCGAGAGUCAAAAGUUUACAUACAUUUCAUUAGUAUUUGGUAGCUGCCUUUUAAUUGUAUGACUUGGGUCAAAUGCUUUGGAUAUGCCUGCACAAGCUUCUCACAAUAGUUUGCAGGAAUUUUGGCCCAUUUCUCCGGACAGAACUGGUGUAACUGGGCCAAGUUUGUAGGCCACCUUGCUCGCACAUGACUUUUCAGUUCUGCCCAUAAAUUUUCAAUAGGAUUUUUCUUGGAUUGAUAUUCACAUUUUGGACUAAAGCACGUUCAUCUCUGAGACACAGAACGCGUCUCCUCCCUGAGUGGUAUGAUGUCUGGACAUUACCAUGGUGUUUAUACUUACUUACAAUUGUUUGAACAGAUGAAAGUGGCACCUUCAGGCAUAUGGAAAUUGCACCCAAGGAUGAACCAGACUUGUGUAGGUCCACAGUUCUUUUCCUGAUAUCUUGGCAGAUUUCUUUUGAUUUUUCCCAUGAUGUUACAUAAAGGAGCAGUGUGUUUCGGGUUUGCCCUAAAAGAUGUAGACUUUCCCAAAUUAUUUAAAGGCAUAGUCAUCUUAGUGUAUGUAAACUUUUGACUCUCGAGAAAGUAAUAAAAAAUUCUGUCUCUCAUUGUUCUGGCAUUUAGCAAAUAAAAAUAAUUUUGGUAAUCCUAAUUGAUCAAAAACAGGAAAAGUUUAAUCUGAUUUAAUAUUAGACAGUGAGAAAAAAAAGGUUAUGUGCCUUUUAAUAAAGUGUAUGUAAACUUCUGGUUUCAACUGUGUGUCAGUGCAUCAAAUCCUCAGACAGAAGAAAAUAGAUGAGUUUAUGAUGGCACGUGUUUCUGAAAACUUUGAUAUUUGUGUAUUAUGUGAUAUGUGUUUUAUUUUCCAGGGCAAAGAAUUGAAGAACAGGCAGACAAAAAGAUGUCUGGAGAUUAUGAGAGGAAAACUUCUGAUCAAGGAAUGCUCUGGUCAAAGAUGGGAAAUCCAAAACAUCAUUAAACCAUUUUAAUAAUGUGACCAUGAACAAGUUCACCUCCCAGCUUUCUGAGUCAUUUUAUCAUUUUUAUUUUACCUUAAAUUCAUUAGAUAAAAACCCAUUGAGAACAGGAUCUCUUUCACAAGGGUGACUUGGCCUGCAGGCCAUAUCAUAAGAGGUUUGCAGCACAUAUAAGAAAAGAUACAAAGAAGUCGCAGCAUAGAUUAAUACAUACAAUUUUGGAAACAUAACAGUGUUUUCAAUAAGAGGUGUGCAUAGCAACUCGUAAUGUAAUUACAGCUCAUACUGUAAUAACUUAAAAGUAAUAAAAGUUCAUAAUGUAAUAAAAUCAUGAGUGCUUAAUGAAAUAACAUCUUUGCACAUAAUGCAGUUACUUAUGAUAUUAUUAGUCAUAC